UUAAUUAAAUUUAAUAAUAAGUCUCUACUAAUAUCUGUUUACCAUGCAGUUGCUCCAAAGAAACCGAACUUCGUGUGGACCACGCCAGCUACGGAAUGCCUUCUCCAAAUGUGGCUGGAAAAUCUGGACGAUUUCCGUGGCAAAGAACGCAAAAACUCUGAUAUCAUGCGGGAAAUGGCCCACGCUAUGUGGGAGUACGAUAUUACUACGGUCGAAAUAAAGGCUAAAAUGGACAACAUGAAGAAGAAAUACCGCAAGGAAUUCCAAAAGAUAAGGUUAUUAAAAAUUGAGCGAUCUAGAUGGAUCUACUUCUCCCAAAUGCGGCAUAUUAUGGAAUAUAAUGAUGACGAUGAUGAGUUCGAGAGCGAUGCAGAGAGCAUACCAAAAACUGCCUAUAAAGGUAAAAUAAAACCCUGUAAGGAUGAGAACCGCCUCACAUCAGAGGAGCCAACGGGAAGCAUUCGUUCGGGAAAUAACUCAGAUUCUUCCGCGGAUUUCGAUUUUCCCGAACUAAACGCCAAGCGCUACAAGCAACAGCGCGAAAAAGCGGUGGGCGAAGAAAUGCUGGCCCUUCAAAGGGAAACUCUAAAUGUUAUGCGAACGAUUGCAGAGGAUCUUUCCAGUUUUCAUGAUAAGUUCUUGAAAGCAUUUGCGCCAAAACGCCAGAAACGCUCUAGACUAAGCUAA
Drosophila takahashii is the source of this 687-nucleotide messenger RNA. Lineage: Eukaryota; Metazoa; Arthropoda; Insecta; Diptera; Drosophilidae. The record is from RefSeq and is a predicted model, not a curated record.